Myxocyprinus asiaticus (Chinese sucker) is the source of this 3106-nucleotide messenger RNA. Its product is annotated as gamma-1-syntrophin-like. Bases 521 to 2098 code for a protein of 525 amino acids. Gene Ontology annotation, molecular function: protein binding; structural molecule activity. The transcript has 20 exons. NCBI's taxonomy places the organism in Eukaryota, Metazoa, Chordata, Actinopteri, Cypriniformes, Catostomidae. The record is from RefSeq and is a predicted model, not a curated record. Gene Ontology annotation, cellular component: intracellular anatomical structure; dystrophin-associated glycoprotein complex.
GCAGGAGGGAUGUAGAUGGAAAGCGCUGCAUGGCUCAGAUUGCGGAGGAUGCUGGCGAACAAGACAGCAGAUGCGUCUCGCCUGCUACUGGAAUAUAAUCUAAGAACAAGUUUAAAGGACCCGUUUCGGAAGAUUUUGCCAGGCGGUUGCGGAUGGAGACUGUGUGGUCGUUAUGAUCUGAGGGCUGAUCACUCGUUUCCUCAUAGACAGUGAUGACAAAACCAAGGAUGGGAGAAUUAUGAACUUGGAUGAGUGGAAGCGAUUGCAAAUCGCCACCUGUUAGAUAAAUAUCAGCUGUGGGACUCUGGUUGGGCCUAAUGGGCAAAAACCCCAUACUGGAAUAAAGGAAGGAAUUAAAGGAAAAACAUCAGCCCUGAACCAGCGACUGCAUAUGCUCCCCUGCCUUCUUCCCCAUGGCUUGACCUCCAUGCUUGCUGUGCUGAAGAGCUUUCCCUGGAGGAAUUAAGAAAGUCAUACAGGUUUUGAACAACGUGAAGGGCUGUUUCCCUGACCUUAGCACAUGGAUUUCAAGACAUCAAAUGAAGAGACAAAGACUGGGAUUUAUUUGUUGCAAGAUGGUAACGAGGAGCCUUUCAAUAUCCGUCUGCACCUGGCCAAAGAUAUUCUCACCAUUCAAGAGCAAGACGUCAUCUGUGUUUCUGGAGAACCGUUCUACUCAAGUGAAAGAACAGUAACGAUCAGACGGCAAACAAUCGGAGGGUUUGGUUUGAGUAUCAAGGGUGGUGCCGAACACAAAAUCCCUGUUGUGAUAUCUAAAAUAUCAAAAGAACAGAAGGCUGAACUCUCAGGACUGCUGUUUAUUGGAGAUGGAAUUCUCCAGAUAAACGGCAUUAACGUGAGGAGCUAUCGCCAUGAGGAAGCGGUACAGGUUCUGCGUAAUGCCGGUGAGGAGGUGACUCUGACUGUGUCUUUCUUGAAGAGGACGCCUGCUUUUCUGAAACUGCCUCUCUGUGAAGACUGCUCAUGUAUAACGAGUGACCAGAGCAGUGGCACAUCAUCUCCAUUGUGUGACAGCGGUCUACACCUGAACUACCAUCCCAACAACACGGACACUCUGUCGUGCUCGUCUUGGCCGAUGUCUCCUGGUCUGCGCUGGGAGAAGAGAUGGAUAGAUCUUCGAUUGAUCCCCCUCCUGCAUGCACGUCUGUCCCAGUACAUCCCAGGUACUGACAUUUUCAGGCAAAAUGCCUUUCAAGUGAUUGCGGUGGAUGGCGUUUGCAGUGGGGUAAUUCAGUGCCCCAGUACUGAAGAAUGCACUGACUGGCUGCAGGCAAUAGCUACUAACAUUUCUGCUCUAACCAAGCACAAUGUUAAGAAGAUAAACAGGAACUUUCCAGUAAACCAGCAGAUCAUAUAUAUGGGCUGGGUGGAAGAGAAAGAGCAAGAUUCGGUUCAGGAUCUAAUGUACACACCAAAGUUUCUUGCCUUGAGGGGUUCGUCUCUCUUUAAAUUCUCGGCACCUCCAGUCACCACCUGGGACUGGACCAGAGCGGAGAAGAGCUUUACUGUCUAUGAGAUCAUGUUUAAGAUUCUUAAGGACAAUGAGCUAGUAGACAAACGAAAGCACUGCUUCAGCGUUCAGACGGACUCAGGAGAGGACAUCUUCUUCAGCGUGGAGCUCGAAUGUGAGCUGCUUCAUUGGGAGAAAGCAUUUCAGAUGGCAACAUUCUUUGAAGUGGAGCGAAUACAGUGUAAAACAUACGCUUGCAUUGUGGACAGCCAUCUCAUGGGACUCACCAUCGAUUUCAGCAUGGGGUUUGUGUGUUUCGACGCUGCGUCAAAGGCGGUGCUGUGGCGAUAUAAAUUCUCUCAGCUUAAAGGAUCAUCAGAUGACGGCAAGAGUAAAAUCAAAUUUCUGUUCCAGAAUCAGGAUACAAAACUUAUUGAAGCGAAGGAACUGGAGUUCUCCAACCUCUUUGCGGUUCUCCACUGCAUCCAUGCGUUCUUCGCUGCCAAGGUGGCUUGUUUGGAUCCCAUGUUUGUCAGCAGCCAUAACGCUGCCAUGGCUCCAGUGGUCUCCUCAGCGCCCACAAUAACGGCCACAUCACAGAUAUCAAAAGUAAAGUACACGAGCUGACAGACUCUUGCGUCAGAUUCACUCCUCCCAGACAGUCAAAUGGUAAGAGGGGAACUAUCCCAAAAAAACAAUGAACAAAUGAUGGAUUUCCAAUUUGCAAAGCAAAAAGACAAUUCAAGUAAACAUUUACAACCUCUGUAUGCUGUCAUCUGGAUGAGAAACAGACUCAGAUAUUAGCCAUGAUGCGAUUGAGCUGGAAUAUGAAUUUCUGAUUUAUGAGUUAUAUUGAAGUUUCUAAUUGAAGGAAACCACAUGGUUACAAUAUUAAAAUGGACCUCACCUCCCUUUCAGCUACAGAUACUGGGACAUUAGACAGUUAGACUCCUCCCUUUUGAUAUUGCAGUAUAUCUGUUUGCAUUAAAAUGAUAUUAACACUUCUUUACGUGUAUACUUUUAGAAUAUUAUUUAAUUCGGUUAUCGAUUGGAAUGAACUUCUUGUGAAACUGCCAUGGAGUGCCACCAUAAAUGUUAUUGAAACUUCUGUUAAUAUUCUUAACUUUUGUAAAAUAGCUAUUUAGUUUAUGAGAGUAACACCAGAUGCCAUAUUUGUACAAUAAACACACCAGAAAUGAAUCUUUCAGAAUGUCCAUCUGUAACUAAUGUAUUGCCUAAGUAUUGUAUUGGCAGACUAUAGCAUAUUUUCUUUCCUGGUGGUUUUUGAUUUUAAAACGUACAAAAACACUACUAUUAACGUUGAAUCCUGUCUUACUACCCAGACAAACAACAGACUGGAGAACGGGUGAUUGUUAUUUUCAUAUUGUUCCUAUUUUGAUACUUUUAAGUCCUAUAUUGAAGGUCGAAUCUUGAAAUGGAAUAUGAAGAACUUGGGUUUGAUGAAUGGAAGUGUAUGAUGUGAACUUUCUCAAGUGGGGAAAAAAAAGUACUUGCUAAUAAAUGAAAUGAUUGCCUUUAUUUAUUUAUUUUUUAUGUCCCUCUUGCCUAUCUAAGAAAAAUAUAAACUAUAAAUAUAAAAUAUAAAAAGACUAUCCUGUUAACCCGUUAAAGUCA